AUGGGGACCCGAACGAGACCAGACUCGAGCUUCUCAAGACACUACCUUACGACGAGUAAUUUCUCGGGCAAACACCUCUUGUCAACAUUCAAUAACGGAACAAAUGAACCGAAUAAUCCACCCAAGCCAGAGAGACCCGAGCCCGGUAUCGACGAUGCGCCCAUUAGCUCUAGCGACGAUGAAGUGGAGGCAGGAGAUCGAGAUAUCGUCGACAUAUCCGAUCUCGAGGAAGACAAGGAACUGAAGGCUCCGGAGAAGCAGAGUCUGGAGGAUAAACUCGCGGAGAGUAGUGCGCCUGCGCGGCGGAGUGGGAGGGCGCCGGUGUCGAAGCAGGACGGAGACGAUAAACUGGAGGUGUCGAGCUCUCAGGAAAAGACUCGGGCGAGGACUUCGAGUGCUUUGGAUGACCGGGAUAACUUGAUUGAAAUGUGGGGCUCUUCACAGCACAGCAAGAGGCGGAAGGGAGCACAAUUUUCGAGCCAGAGCAGACCUUCAGUCUCCAGUGUGCCUUCCUCUCAAGACAGCAAAUCGACGUCGAAACCGCAAAAGAACAAGAAAGCAUACGGGAAGAAGUCUCCGCAGGAGAAGAAGAAAAAGAAGGAAGAAAGCAGCUUCCAGAUGCCGAGGGAAAUCGACAUGCCUAGCCCGCCUCCGUCUAAGACUCGUGCGAAUGGAAAGAGUCCCGAGUUCAAGAACCCGCCUGCUCUGCCGAAUGGCAUCUCUUCGGAUAAUGACCCUCAGUUCGCAGACGUUUUGGAUCUACCGUCACAAGACGAUGCGUCACCGCUUAGCUCCCCGAUCAACACGCCGUCACCUCCAUCUUCAGCGUUCAAUUUUGAGUUCUCGCAGGCAGAUGAGGAAAUCACGCUACCAAAGAAGGCUUUAUGCCCUAUGUGCAAGGAGGAAGUCGAUCCCGAGGCUCUUAUGAGAUUCGAGGCACAACCAAAGCAGCGUUUCCGCGAUCAGAUGGUAUUCUGUGAAUCGCACCAGGCGUCCUCGGCUGAAAAGGAAUGGAAGAGCAAAGGGUACCCGACUAUCGAUUGGGAUAUAUUUGAUGAACGAAUCCGUGGUUAUUACGAUGAUCUGGCGAAAUUCCUGGUUCCGGAGUGUUCGUCGUAUUACAGGAACCUUCUUGACAGUGCUAUGAAAUCAGGGAAAGCGAAGAAUUUUCGGCUUACUUUGUCCGGUGGUGGAUUGGAGGAUAUAUCGUGCGGUUACUAUGGGACACGGGGGUCCGGUAAAAUGUUGCAAGCUGUGACUACGCAUUUCGCCCCUCAGCUACGUCGUCUCGCAGCCGCUGAUAAUAUCGUCAAGACCGCUGGUGUUGCUGGCUACGCACAAGCAGUCCUCGUUCCCGAAUUGGCCGUUCGACUUGUCAAGGAGGACAUGAACAUCGACGACGACCAAUCUGCUCGACAGAUCCUACGUGAUAGUAUCAGUAUCGGUGAGAAGUUGAACGCCCAAUUGAACGACGUCGUCCCGGUCCCCGAACUGGAUGAGGAUAAGGAGAACGUAGCCGCGUGA
Aspergillus glaucus CBS 516.65 is the source of this 1524-nucleotide messenger RNA. Its product is annotated as RTC4 family protein. NCBI's taxonomy places the organism in Eukaryota, Fungi, Ascomycota, Eurotiomycetes, Eurotiales, Aspergillaceae. The record is from RefSeq and is a predicted model, not a curated record. The transcript is spliced from 2 exons. Bases 1 to 1524 code for a protein of 507 amino acids.